AUGAAGACACUCCUCCUCCUAGGCGGCAUGACGCCCGACGUAACCAUCCUAUACUACAACAUCAUCAACGCCGCCGCCCGCGCCCGCCACGGCCACCGCACCAACUUCCCUCUGCACAUACACAGCGCAAACCUCGAACUCAUGAUCCAGCACGCCAGCGCAGGGAAAUGGACCGACUUCUCAGCCGUGUACGCCGACUCCGUGACUGCGCUCACGAGGCCAAAGAGAAUAGUUGACGGGGUGGUUAUAUGCUCCAUCCUGGCACACAAAGUCUCUCGACAGUUGGCGAGUGUCCUUGAAGGUACGGGCGUGACUGUACUGCAUAUAGCGGAUAUGCUUGCUGGGCAUAUACGUACGCGGUAUCCGCAGACCAAGAAACUAGGUCUGUUGGGUCCCAAGAUUACGAUGCUGGAUGGUGAUGAUCCGGACUUUUUUGUGGGACGGCUGCGUCGGCAUGGGUUUGAGGUCGUUGUUCCGGAGAGGGAGGAAGAUAUUGAAAGGGUUAAUAGGGGGAUGAUUGAAGAGGUUGCCAAGGGGAGAGAGGCGGUGACGGAGGCCACGAGGGGGAUGUUUGUAAGUCAGGCGAAUGGUCUUGUUGAAAGGGGGGCAGAGGCACUUGUUUUGGGGAGUACGGAUUUGGGAUUCGUGCUGGGGGAGGAUGAUGUUGAUGGGAUUCCGGUGAUUGAGCCGGCGGGUGUGCAUGCGAGUGCUGCGGCGGAGUGGGCAAUGGUAGAUGAUUGA
Messenger RNA from Pochonia chlamydosporia 170, 741 nucleotides. RefSeq names its product Asp/Glu/Hydantoin racemase domain-containing protein. The record is from RefSeq and is a predicted model, not a curated record. The coding region runs from base 1 to 741 and encodes 246 amino acids. NCBI's taxonomy places the organism in Eukaryota, Fungi, Ascomycota, Sordariomycetes, Hypocreales, Clavicipitaceae. The transcript has a single exon.